AUGACCUCAGAGCCCGGUAACAUUUCUCACACUGUGAGUGAGUUUAUUCUCCUGGGCUUCUCUUGCCGCUGGGAAAUACAGAUCCUCCUCUUUUCCAUAUUCUUAGUGACUUACAUCCUGACCCUCUUUGGAAACAUGGCCAUCAUGUGUGCAGUGCGCUGGGACCACCGGCUCCACACCCCAAUGUACAUUCUGCUAGCUAACUUCUCCUUCCUGGAGAUCUGCUAUGUCAACUCUGAUGUGCCCAACAUGCUGGCCAACUUCCUCUCCCAGACCAAAACCAUCUCCUUUGCGCGAUGCCUGCUCCAGUUGUACUUCUUCUUCUCAUUGGGCACAACCGAAUGCUUAUUUCUCUCCAUCAUGGCCUAUGACCGGUUCCUGGCCAUCUGCCGCCCCCUGCACUACCCCACCAUCAUGACUAUUAAGUUCUGCAGCAGCCUGGUUAUUUUUUGCUGGGUUUAUGGAUUCCUCUGGUUUCUGAUUCCGGUGAUACUCGUCACACAGCUACCAUUUUGUGGCCUGAAUGUGAUUGAUGACUUUCUGUGUGACCUGGGUCCUCUGCUGGCCCUGGCUUCAAGCUGUGCCCCAAUUCCAGGGACUGUUCUUAUGUGUGGCACCAUGAGCUCCCUCCUCAUAUUUGCCACCUUUUUCUACAUUAUUGGCUCCUAUACCCUGGUGCUGAGGGCCGUAAUCCAAGUCCCCUCUGCUGCUGGCCGGAAGAAGGCCUUCUCCACCUGCUCCUCACACCUGGCCGUUGUGUUUUUAUUCUAUGGUUCUGUGAUGAUGACAUAUGUAAGCCCAGGAACAGGACAAGAAGAGAGCAUGCAGAAGUUCACAACUUUGUUCUACUCAGUUUUGACCCCUUUUUUCAACCCCAUGAUCUACAGCCUUCGUAAUAAAGAAAUGAAGGAUGCCCUGAAGAAAGUUCUAAGAGGUUCCUGA
This is a messenger RNA of Myotis myotis, 942 nucleotides long. Its product is annotated as olfactory receptor 11H6-like. The record is from RefSeq and is a predicted model, not a curated record. Lineage: Eukaryota; Metazoa; Chordata; Mammalia; Chiroptera; Vespertilionidae. Gene Ontology annotation, biological process: G protein-coupled receptor signaling pathway. The transcript has a single exon. Bases 1 to 942 code for a protein of 313 amino acids. Gene Ontology annotation, cellular component: membrane. Gene Ontology annotation, molecular function: G protein-coupled receptor activity; olfactory receptor activity.